ACACUCACUACCUGGCAUCAAUCUACGAAGUUGCGUCGAAGAUGAAGAUUCCAGCGAUUCUUGUGACGUCUCUCCUCGUUUGGGGAUUCGCUAGUGGUCGAGUUAUUGAGUCUAAUUCAGCAGCGUCUGCGGAAGCAUCAGCUUCGGCAUCAGCUGGCAAUAUCGUUUGGCUGCAUGAUAAACAUUACCCGUUGAAAGAGAGGAAGGAAAAGAACUUGUGGAAGGAGGGGAAGGAUGGACUUGUGGAAACAUCGCUCAACGUACCUGCACUGAAGGUUGGCAUAAAAAAUGGUGGAUUGGACGUUGCAAAAGGUGCAGCAGUCAUCCAAUCGGCGAUGUCUGACGAAUCAACUCUCACAGAACAGCGGUCGCUCCUUGAUCUCGGUUUAGGCGUAAUUGCGAAUAGUGCUGAGGUAUGGUCUGAGACGCAGGCCGCUACAAGUGCUAAUGCUAAUGCUAACGCUGAUGCUACUGCCACACAAGCAAUAGCGGCAAUGGAGAUCGCUGAUAAAACCGGAUACAUAGCUGCGAUUCAUCUUACGCAGGCUGCUAAGGCAGUCGAGGCCGCAAUGGCUUCCGCCGCCCGCGCUGCUGCGGCUGCUGAUGCCGCUAAAAUAUCUUCUCAGGAAGCACUUUUAGCUACCAGUAAUGCCGCCACCACUGAGGCUAAAGCUAAUGCCGCGUCCAUAAUCGCUAACAAGGCAAAUGCCGAGAUGGCAGAAGCCGCUGCCAUGCUUGAGGCUGCAACCACUCAAGCUAAAGAAUCUGCAAUAAAAGCACAAAAAGCCGCACAAGAAGCUGCGAAAGCACAAGCCGAGGUCACCCAGGCUAGCGCUAAAUCCUUAGUUAUUCUAUCUGAAGCUAAAGCCGCGGUAGCUCGUGCGACCGCUGACCAGGUCGUAUGUACAUCUCAAGCUCAGGCUGCCAGUCAAAUUCAAUCAAGGGCGUCCGCAUCUGAGUCUGCAGCAUCGGCACAAGCAGAAACCAAUACCGUCGCAGCUGAAGCUGUUGCUAUUGCAGAUGCUCAGACCGCUGCUCAAGCAAAAGAUUGGGAACAGAAAUUGAGACAUGAUAUGUGGAUGCAUUUCAAUAUGAAGGGAGAAGCCAAGGCUGAAGCUAAAGCUGUCACAAUUAAUAAAGGAUAUCACGGUAUCAAGAGGGCAGGCGCUAUUUCAGAAGCCAGUGCUGAGGCAAGCAGCAAUGUAUCGAUGGGACGUCAUGGACGAAAAGACAGCGUUUCUGCUGCGUCAGCGGUCGCUUCUGCCGGCGGUAGCGUUGAUCUGUGAAAAUGCUACAGGUUCCAUUUAAAAAAUAUGUCGCAACAGCGGACGUAGAAACAUUGAUUACAGUAAUACUGUAGGUUAGUACACGACUACACUAGCAGGAAUUAAAAAAAAAUAUAACAAAAAAUGCGAUUUGGUCCAAGAAUUGUAAGAAUAAAAAUAAAUUGUUAUAUAGCAACCUAAAUACUUUUCCUAUAUACUUAUAUAUUUGCCCUCUUUCCUUUGCUUAUUAAUAUUUGUACACAAAAACACAUACAUACAGGUGUCCCAUUGUAAAUAGUCGGUCCAAAUAUCUCGAAAACUGAGCACAGUAGACGAAAAUGUUUCAGACAAACGUUGUAUGGUUUUAAGAGGGAAAUAAAACUAUAUGGGUUUAUU
Molecule: messenger RNA, 1661 nt
Organism: Harpegnathos saltator (Jerdon's jumping ant)
Lineage: Eukaryota; Metazoa; Arthropoda; Insecta; Hymenoptera; Formicidae
Gene: Fibroin2
Product: silk fibroin 2
Exons: 1
Coding region: 42-1286 (414 amino acids)
Source: RefSeq, a predicted model, not a curated record